Molecule: messenger RNA, 2910 nt
Organism: Chenopodium quinoa (quinoa)
Lineage: Eukaryota; Viridiplantae; Streptophyta; Magnoliopsida; Caryophyllales; Amaranthaceae
Product: transcription factor bHLH91-like
Exons: 3
Coding region: 994-2541 (515 amino acids)
Biological process (GO): anther wall tapetum development; regulation of DNA-templated transcription
Molecular function (GO): protein dimerization activity
Source: RefSeq, a predicted model, not a curated record
GAGUAAUAAUCAUAAUUAAAAGUGUCCAAUUUUUAGAAAUUGCUACUCUAUAAAAGAUAAGGAAUUUCUUAAGCUCAGCAUUAAAUUAAAUGAUUCUUUUAUAUUUUCAUUUAAUUUCAAUAAAAUCAAUUAAGCUUAGAAACAAAACUUUUACACUUUUUUUUUUUUUUUUUAUAAAAUCAAACGUGAUAUAUAAUGAGUUCAGCUUAAAUAUCAAGUUUAAUUGAUUGUACUUUUAAUAGUUUUCUAGACAAUAAUCAUGUACGGAGUAGAGUAAGUACUAGAGUUAAUUAUAUGACCUAAUUAUUUCUACGAAUAGUACAAUUUCUAGACAAUAAUCCAACCUUAUGGUAAGACCAAAAUCCUUACCAUUGAAUUAUGAAGAAGUCAAAACAUUUACUUGUAAUAAUUUUUACCUUUUAUUCUUUAAGACUAACUAAAAAUUUGUACCCAAUAGAAGUCCAACCAACCAAACACCCAAAAAUAUCAAAAGAAUAACAAGAAAGAAAAAACCCUUAUAUUCCCCAAUUUACCAAGUAUAUAUAAACAUACCCUUACCUUCUCCUUCAUAUCCCUCUUCUUAACACCAAGACAAAACCCUUAUCUUUCUCUCUCCUAAAAUUUCAAUCCUUCAUUUUCUCUCAUACAUUCAAUCCAUAAAAGGUAAGCAAAUUAUUAACACCCCAUAAAAUUUUAUUACAAUAAAAAUGUUAAUGUAUAUUUCCAUUUAUAGUAAUUACACUUUCUAAUUGUAAUACACCCUCAUGCUUUCCUCCCCUCCCAACUUCCCUAAUCUUUUUCUAAUCAAGUACUUAAUGAUUUUUUUUUUUAUCGGCCUUGAGCCAGUAUCGUUAAAACAUUUGUCUUAUCACGAUCCCCAAUGAUAAAAUCAUUUUAUUUUUGUUGUUGUUAAAAACAAAGAAUCAACUGAUCUUGUGCAGAGACAUAGGCCCACAAAUAAAGGAAAUUUGCAGGAGGAGAGAGAAAAAUAAAAUGUAUGAUCAGACAACAGAAGCUGCUACUGCUGCUGCUGCUGCUUGUUUUGACCCAAACAACAUCCCUGAAUCAGCAGCUGCAACUGCUAUUCCUUCUGUUAAUGGGUUUAUUUCCCAUGAAACAAACAAUCAUAAUCACCAAACCCAGGAAUCUGAUUCCUCAAUGGAAUUCCAAAACCCUAAUCUUGGGAAUAACAAUAAUGGGUUCAGUACUAGUACUACUACUACCCAUUUACCAAUGUUACCAAACUGUUAUCCUAAUGAUCAUGAUCCAAAUUCAUGGGGUCCCACUAAUUUAACCCAUGAAAUUGGUAAUGGGUUUACUCAUUUUGAUGAAAAUUUACAACCAACAACUGAUCUUCUUACACUUCUUCACUUACCUAGAUGUUCUUUUACAUCCUCUACCACCAACACCACCUCAUUAUCCUUUGGGAAGCCCUCGUCCCCUCCACCGCCUUCGGGUUCGGCUUUAGGCUUUUUAGGUGAUCUUAAUCCACCUAUGAUGGUGGAUAAUCCAUCUGGGUCUGGAUCAUCUACCAUAUCCUAUGAUCCAUCAACAGCAGCAGCCGCAGCCGCUGCGGCUGCUGCUGCCUUUUCUUAUGACCCUUUAUUUCACCUUAACUUGCCCCCUCAACCUUCCCCUCUUUUGAGGGAUUUGAUGUUUCAUCAGACGCUGCCACACGGCGGCGGGUAUAAUACCGGAAGAGGGACUUAUGGGAUUAUUGGAAAUGGAAGUUCAUCUAGUUUGUUUGGUGGGUUGGAUGAUGGUGAAGGGAAUACUAUUAAUGGGAUUUACCAAGAUGGAGAUCAUCAUAUUCAUGGAAAUGGUGUUUUUGAGUUUAGUAAAGGUGAUGUUAAUGGGGGUAAAUGCCCUAAGAAUUUUGUUACUGAAAGACAAAGAAGGCAAAACUUUAAUGACAAGUAUCAGCAUCUUAGGAGCCUUGUUCCUAAUCAAACCAAGGGGGACAGAGCAUCAAUAGUUUGGGAUGCAAUAAACCACAUAAAUGAGCUGAGAAGAACAGUGGGAGAGCUAAAACUCUUGGUUGAGAAAAAAAGGAUGUCAAAGGAGAGGUUGAAGAGGCAUAAAACUGAGCAUCAGGACACCCCAGCUGGUGGUACUACUAGUACUGGUGGUGGGGACCACAACAGUAACGGUGUCGAUGGACCGGCCGCGGUGAAACCCGAUCCGGACGAGGAGUUUAAUGGAUCGGCCGCCAUCCAGCUCCGAAGCUCGUGGAUCCAGAGGAAGUGUAAGGACACGGAAGUCGAUGUUCGAAUCGUGGAUGAUGAUGUUACCAUUAAGCUUGUGCAGCGUAAGAAGAUCAAUUGCUUGUUGUUUGUGUCUAGGACACUUGAUGAGCUUCAGUUGGAUUUACGCCAUGUUGCUGGAGGCCAUGUUGGGGACUAUUACAGUUAUCUUUUCAACUCCAAGAUAUGUGAAGGGUCAUCAGUGUAUGCAAGUGCAAUAGCAAACAAGCUGAUAGAAGUUGUGGAAAGACAGUAUGCUGCUGCUUCUGUUGCUGUUGCACCCACUACUAGUUUUUAGCUUAUUAAUUAGUGAUUAAGAACAACAGUUUAACUGUAGUUUACUCAUAUCUAACCAAUUUAAUAGUUGCUGCUUUGUUAACAUGAUCAAGUAAUUACUGUAGUAUUUAGUAAUCGUGUUGAUUAGGUACUACUUGGCUUAAUUAAUGGAUUAUAUAUACACAAGGUCCAGUUAACAGUUUCUUAGCAUAAUUGCGCUAACGAUAUCUCUCUCUUAAUCUCCUUUGUGAUAUCUGAUAUGUGUGUAUGACUAUGAAUGAUGAUCACAUUCAUGCACAUGUAAGGGAAAAUUAAGCUGCAUUGCAUGCAGUCUGAAUCCGAUGAUGUAAAAUUACUAUCAGAAAUUAGUAAAGACGAUAAUAUAGUUUGU